Messenger RNA from Ruditapes philippinarum (Manila clam), 1045 nucleotides. RefSeq lists its product as uncharacterized. Lineage: Eukaryota; Metazoa; Mollusca; Bivalvia; Venerida; Veneridae. The transcript has 6 exons. The record is from RefSeq and is a predicted model, not a curated record. The coding region runs from base 203 to 1045 and encodes 280 amino acids.
UUAAAUAAAUACAGUUUCUCGUUCCUCUUACACUUUAUAUUUAUGAAUGCAUUUUUGUUACCCAACUUUAAAUGUCGUUAAAAGGUGAAGUAGAAACUAUAAAAACCCUGAUGACAGUAUUUGACCAUAAAUUAUGAGAUAGAUAUAUAAGUGUUUGAAACGCCUAGAUUACUACCAAGCCAUAGUGGACCAUUAAGACAAAAUGUCGUCAAGGAAAGUGCAAAGUUUCCAUGGCUUAUAUUUUAUUUUGAUAGUUUGUUGCUUCAAAAUAGGAUUAUAUCAAGCCUUAUCAACAACUGAUCGCACAACGGAGCAUACAUCAACUUCCCAAACGCCAGACUUGUCUUCACCUGCAAACAUAACACCAGAUUCCACAUCAGAUUUUCUGACUACCACUGCUGCUGCAGUAACUUCUGCGACAUGGAGUGGAACAUGUGACAACUUAGGUUACGUGCAUGAUAUUGGCAACUACGCGUAUCAUAAUUGGUAUGUUGAUAUCUACAAUAACGACUGGGGCAAUAGCUCAUUUUGGGGAGGUCGCGUGCAAAUUCCGUGGAGGGAAAAUAUGAACACAAAUUGCUCGAAAUGGCCAUACAGUUAUUUUGCCGUGUUAAAUGAGAAGCACAUGGAUAUGGCUGAUAUAGGCGAGGAUGUUAUUACCGCGGAAGUUUGCAUAUGGAAUCACACUGAUGAAUGCAUUAGCAAUGUCACUGUGGAAAUGAGAACUUGUAACGGUCAUUUACUAUACAGACUUCCAUGGGGCUAUGACUACAACGUUUACUACGAUACUUACGUUUGUUUUGACAGAGUUUAUACGGAUUCUUGCCAGUCAUCUGAGUCUGUUUACUCUGCUGGAAAUGUAACAGACGGGUUCCUAAACUUGUCAUAUCAUAGUAUCCAGUUUGGAUGGUUAGACGCUCAUCAAAACGGGAAACAGUAUGUGAUACCUGCCUAUGACGAUGUUGAUGAGAUUUUCGAUGAAUGUGUCGGUAUCAAUGAUUGGUAUCGCGACGGUUUCUUUCUGAAAGGUACAUUGAUAAAAUAG